Molecule: messenger RNA, 2944 nt
Organism: Hemibagrus wyckioides
Lineage: Eukaryota; Metazoa; Chordata; Actinopteri; Siluriformes; Bagridae
Gene: scg3
Product: secretogranin III
Exons: 12
Coding region: 92-1546 (484 amino acids)
Biological process (GO): protein localization to secretory granule
Cellular component (GO): secretory granule membrane
Source: RefSeq, a predicted model, not a curated record
UCUCUCUAACACACACACAGAGGCUGAUCCGCGCGCUGCUUUAUAAACUGACCGUCGCGCGCUCCGCCAUUACAGGAACGCGGGCACGAGGAUGAGGAUGAUGGUGAGGAUGGUGAGGAUGAUGAAGACGCUGAGGAUGAGCACAGUGGCGAUUUUUCUCUUCCUCUCCAUCACAACUGCACUUUUAGACCAAACACAGGCCUUUCCUACAGCAUCUGCACCACAAGGUAAAGCAGAGUAUGACAGGCAGCUAACAGAGGAGAGACCACUUCAGCAGCAGAUGGCAGAAGCCGACAGCAACAGUAAAACAGAGCCGAAGCCCACGCAGACGUCUGAGUUGCGUCCAGACGACGAUGACAUCACACUGCUGAGGUCUCUGGCCGAGAAAUCCCGAGAGCUGAACAAUGAAACGCCAAAAUCAGAUGCCACAGAGGACGAGGGCGAUUCCACCAAGAACAGGAGGCUAGCAGAUGACUAUGACACCACCAAGAACGGUCUCGACAACAAAUACCGAGAUGAUCCAGAGAGCUUGCACCAGCUGGAUGGAACUCCUCUCACAGCCGAGGACAUCGUCCAGAAAAUUGCCAACAAAAUCUAUGAAGAGGACGAUCGCGGAGUGUUCGACAGAAUCGUCUCCAAACUCCUCAAACUCGGACUGAUCACUGAAAGUCAGGCCGACACUCUGGAGGUUGAAGUUGCUGAGGCUUUGCAGGAUCUGAUCACCAAAAACGCCAAGAACAACGAGAUCCAGGAGCUGAACGACAACAACAGGGAAGAGGAGGAUCGUCCCAUACGUCGGUUUGAUGAUGAUGAAGAUGAUGUUAACGAUGAUGUGAAUGAUGAAGAGGUUAAUGAUGAUGAUGAUGAUGAUGAUGGUGGUGAUGAAGAGCAGGAGGAGGAGCUCCGAGAUACUGAUGGAAACUGGGAUGGAGUGAGUGAAGGAAACGACAGGAACGAAGUGAACCCUGAGGAUGAGCUGCAGGACCUGCAGUAUUUCCCCAACUUCUACAGACUGCUGAAGAGCCUGGACUCAGAGCAAGACGCUGAGGAAAGAGAGACUCUCAUCACCAUCAUGAAGACACUCAUUGACUUUGUUAAGAUGAUGGUGAAGUACGGCACCAUCACACCUGAGGAGGGCGUGUCCUACCUGGAGAAUCUGGACAACAUGAUCGCCACACAGACCAAGAACAAGCUUGGGAAAGCGCUGGGUCCCGUUACGCCCCCUACAGGCUCGACAGACGAAGACGACAACACGAAAGAGGAAACAGCCAAGAUGCUGAGGGAAUACGAGAGCCUGAAGGACUCAACCAAGGAGGAGAGACCGCCGGUGGAGAACGGUCACACAGGGAAGUCAGAGUCGUAUCUGGAGGCGAUCAGGAAGAACAUCGAGUGGCUGAAAAAACACAAUAAGGAGGAGAACAAAGAGGAUUAUGAUCUGUCCAAGCUGAGGGACUUCAUGGACCAGCAGGUGGACACGUACAUCGAGAAGGGAAUCCUGAAGAAGGACGAAGGCGACGUCAUCAAGCGUAUCUACGGAAGCCUGUAGGACACGGCGUAUUUAUUUGCCCAAAUCUUUAAACCGAAAUAAUUUAUUCGAUCCUUCUGACAGAAUCGUCCGGAUGUGUAACUGUAGCUUUCCAAAUUAAACUAGACAAGAGUAAAGGAUAAACACGCAAUACGACCCGAACGCAGGAGAAUCAGCAAUAGAUGAUCAGACCUGUGAGGAGAAAACACGCGUAAGACACAAUAACCUGAAGUGUACCAUAUUUACGCCUCAUCGCUGGAUCUUCAGAAGCUUUCACACAUUAGCUUUCACACACUUUUUUCUUUCUCUUCUCCUUUAUUUUUGCUUUUCCUUUUUUGUGUUAAUGUUACACGGCUAAAUAUGAAAACACCGCUUGAUAUUAAUCAUCGUACCGACGGAGUUUUCUGGUUAUGUAACAGAAUAAGAGGAAAUGCUACGAAGAUUAGCUUGUUAGUUUCAACAUGCUAACAUUAGCGGUGCACUCGUGCUAGUUUUAGCUUGAGAUUCCUUCUGUAUCUCGGUGUUUACUCGGAACGUACAGUUUCAGAUUUGUGUUGGAACACGCUAGCUAUGAAGCAAAUCUUUAUAAUAAAUCUGCGGAAUAACAUCCGGCUAACAGUUUCUGUCAGGAUUUUUUUUAUUUUAGCAAAUGAGACAUUAGCCUGAACAUGUUGCCAUAGAAACCUGUAAAAAAACUUAUGAAUAAUGAAUCUGUCACAUGAAGCUAAAAUGCUGACGCAGUGCUCUGCUAACAUAACUUAGCAUAAGGUUAGCCUUUUGAUCAGUUAGCAUCAUGACUCGAAACUGAAAUUAUUUACAAAUCUUGAUGUCAUGUGGAAUUUUUAGGUCAGAAAGUGAAAUCUAAACCAGAUUAGCUAAUAACGCUAACAUUAGCUAAAGCAGACAGCUAGUUUACAAACUGCUAGGAUUUUGGCGUGAUCUUCAUCCUCAUCUUCUUUCUAAUUAGCCAGUUAACAUGACGACCAGGCUACUGUUCAUUAUAAACAUUAGCUCAGCUUGCUAACGGCUAUCACGUAAUCAUCCUCACUGACGUCGUUGUUUGAUCAGAAUUCUGAAUGCCAGGUGCCACCGGCACCAGGGGGUGCUGAAGUGACGCUGUACAGGAAGUUAAAACACGACAAUGCUUUUGUUUUUGUUUAACGACUCAUACUCCAGGAAACACGCUCGUCUGUAUUAGCAUCACUAGCAUUUUAUCUGUGUUUGAGUUAAGUUUAUUGAAGUAACUACGAUAAUUUCCUGAACUGUUCCUGUUUCCUCAGUUGCUCCUCUCUUGCUUGUGGAAUCUACUCUAAUCCAGUCCAAUCCAGUCUAAUCUAAUUGAGUCAUUUUCUCUGUAAAUACUGCGAUUUCUUCUUCUUCUUUUUUCCAGAAUUGCGAAUAAACCUUGCAUUUCUUUAA